This is a messenger RNA of Polypterus senegalus (gray bichir), 1153 nucleotides long. RefSeq names its product adhesion G-protein coupled receptor G2-like. Gene Ontology annotation, biological process: adenylate cyclase-activating G protein-coupled receptor signaling pathway; cell surface receptor signaling pathway. Bases 1 to 870 code for a protein of 289 amino acids. The transcript is spliced from 6 exons. NCBI's taxonomy places the organism in Eukaryota, Metazoa, Chordata, Cladistia, Polypteriformes, Polypteridae. Gene Ontology annotation, cellular component: membrane. The record is from RefSeq and is a predicted model, not a curated record. Gene Ontology annotation, molecular function: G protein-coupled receptor activity.
AUGGGUUUAGAGGCUGUGCACAUGUACUUUGCACUUGUCAAGGUCUUCAAUGUCUACAUUCCCUCAUAUAUCCUGAAGUUCUGCAUAUUUGGCUGGGGUGCUCCACUGGUUGUUGUUAGCAUUGUUCUAGCAAUUGACAAAGAUGCAUACGGCAGAAUUAUAUAUGCCAAGUCAGUGAAGAGUUCAAAUGAUCAUUUCUGCUGGGUACAAAAUAAUGCAACUUUCUACGUCUCUGUGGUGGCUUACUUUAUGCUGGUCCUUGUGUGCAAUCUGGGUGUGUUCAUCGUGGUGUUGGUGCAGAUCCGCAACAUGAAGUCAAAAAAGCCAGCAGGCACCCGCAGUGGUUUUCUCUAUGAUCUGAAGAGUAUUGUCAGCCUGACCUUCCUACUGGGCCUGACUUGGAGCUUUGCUUGUUUUGCCUGGGGCCCAGCAAAGGUGCCUUUUCUCUACCUGUUCUCCAUUUUCAACUCCCUCCAAGGGUUCUUCAUCUUUUUGUUUCACUGCCUAAUGAAGGAGAAUGUGAGAAAGCAAUGGAGGAUCCAUUUGUGCUGUGGCCGGUUCCGACUGGAAGAUUACUCAGACUGGAGCAGAUCAGCAACUAAUGGCAAAUCGAAGGUGAAUAACAUUGCACGAAGCCCAUCUGUGAAAUCAGUGAAGUCUGACAAGUCAAACUCCACCAGCAGCACAUCCAAUGGAUCAGAGUCAAGUAGAAAGUUCACUUUGCCCAAUGAACAACAUAAUGAUCUCUUAUAUGAAUACAGCGUGGCACUUUCUUCUGCCCACCAUCGAUUUGUGAGUGCCAGUGGAUUUCGAGUAUCCCCUAUUUGUGUGCACAGUCAGGAAUCUUGGGGCAACACUCUGAGCCAUUGACACUGAACCUGGAUCUUCAAAUGAUGCCAAUCAUCCAACAGUUUCUUUGUGAGCCAUGAAUGUAAUAAGCCUCCUUGCUUUACACUUCACACUUUUUAAUCCAAAAUGUAUGGGAAUGAAGUCAGAAACAGUAUCUAUAUCAAUCAAUGAUAUGAAUAUCACAAUACAUACUUUACCACAAUAAUGUACAGAGGUAAUGAUUUUUAAUAAUUAUGAUUUCCACUGUAAUCUGUAACCCAUAUUCUGCACAGAUUCAAUUCAGUCAUUGUAAUUAUGUAUUCAA